GCUUUCUCUGUGUGAGGGCGCUUGACCUUAGGCUUUGGCCUUUAUUGUUGCCUUCGAACUUUAGGGACCUGUAACGCGAAAGCCAAGUAGCUCAACGCCGUUGGAGGGUCUUACUAUUGAGAGGGCGCCUGCCGUGUAGAAAGAGUACUGCGACCAGCCAGGCGGCCCAUCGCAUCCAUGUCCUCGAAAAGAAAGGCAGCCGGGGAGGCGGGGGCCGCGGCAGGGGCCUCUGCCAAAGGCAAGAAGGCAAAGAAAGGCACGGGCAAGGCAGCAGAAGAGGUGACAGAUCCCGUUGAGCUCGAUGAGGAGAUGCCAUCAGAGCCAGAAGAUGAUUAUCUGGACGAAGAAGAACCUUUGGAAGAGCAAGGCACGUUCAAUGAUCGGGACUUUUCCAAGCUGGAGCUGAAGCCCGACCAUGUGAACCGGCCCCUCUGGAUCUGCACGGACGGGCGCAUCUUCCUUGAGACUUACUCCCCUAUCUACAAGCAGGCCUACGACUUCCUCAUCGCCAUCGCUGAGCCGGUGUGCAGGCCAGAGUGCGUUCACGAGUAUAACCUGACUCCCCACUCCCUUUACGCCGCUGUCUCUGUGGGCUUGGAGACCGAGACGAUCAUCUCCGUCCUUGAACGCCUGUCCAAGACCCGACUCCCCGAAGAGAUUGCGCGCUUCAUCCGCGACUCGACGCUCAACUACGGCAAGGUCAAGCUGGUUCUGCAGCGCAAUCGCUUCUUCGUCGAGUCCUCCUCUCCUUCCAUUCUUCGCAAGCUGCUCCAGGAUGACGUCAUCUCGCGCGCCAGGCUUUCGAGGGACGAUUUCACGAUCAGCCGCGCCCCGGAAGAGGCCGCCGCGCGCGAGAUGGAGAAGGACCUCCUCGCGGAAGGCGAACCCGAGCCAGGCGCGGAAGCGCUAGAAAAAGACCUGCACUCGUUCGAGAUCGACCCAGAACAGGUGGAGCACGUCAAGCAGCGAUGCCUACAGCCGGGGGAUCUCUGCUACCCCAUGCUCGAAGAGUACGACUUUCGCAACGACACGGUAAAUCCAGAUUUGAACAUCGAGCUGAAGCCCAUGACCCAAAUCCGACCGUACCAGGAGAAGAGUCUGAGCAAGAUGUUCGGCAACGGCCGUGCGCGGUCGGGAAUCAUUGUGCUGCCGUGCGGUGCCGGCAAGUCGUUGGUGGGGGUGUCAGCGUCGUGCCGAGUGAAGAAGAGCAUCCUCUGCCUCUGCACCAGCUCCGUGUCGGUCGACCAGUGGGCGUAUCAGUUCAAGCUGUGGUCAACCGUCAAGGACGAGCAGAUCACGCGCUUCACGUCCGAGAACAAGGAGCGGUUCCGGCCUAACCAAGCCUCGGUUUGCGUAACCACGUACAACAUGGUCGCGUUCGGCGGACGGCGCUCCGAGGAGUCGGAGGAGAUCAUCAACCAGAUUAAGAGCCGGGAGUGGGGGCUCCUGCUUAUGGACGAGGUCCACGUGGUGCCCGCCCAGAUGUUCCGAAAAGUCAUUGGCAUCACCAAGUCGCAUUGCAAGCUGGGGCUCACGGCGACGCUGGUGCGCGAGGACGAGCGCAUCAGCGACCUCAACUUUUUGAUCGGCCCCAAGCUGUACGAGGCCAACUGGCUGGACCUGGUGAAGGCGGGCCACCUGGCCAACGUGCAGUGCGCGGAAGUCUGGUGCCCAAUGACGCGCGAGUUCUACCGCGAGUACCUCAAAAAGGAGAACGCCGGCAAGCAGCAGGCGCUGUACGUGAUGAACCCGAACAAGUUCCAGGCGUGCGAGUUCCUGAUCCGGUACCACGAGCAGCAACGCGGCGACAAGAUCAUCGUCUUCUCCGACAACAUCUUCGCAUUGCGCGAGUACGCGCACGCGCUGCGCAAGCCCUUCAUUUACGGACCCACCAGUCACACCGAAAGGUCACGUGUACUAUACGCCUUCAAGCACGAUCCCAACGUCAACUGUGUAUUCCUCUCAAAGGUAGGAGAUAACUCGAUCGACAUCCCGGAGGCCAACGUCAUCAUCCAGAUUUCGUCGCAUGCGGGGUCGCGCCGGCAGGAGGCGCAGCGCCUGGGGCGUAUCUUGCGGCCGAAGGGUCGCGCGCAGGACCGUGUAGCGGGCGGCGCGGAGGAAUUCAACGCGUUCUUCUAUUCUCUCGUCUCCAAGGACACGGUCGAGAUGUACUACUCAACGAAGCGGCAACAGUUUCUCAUCGACCAGGGUUACAGCUUCAAGGUCAUCACGGAACUCCCUCCGCCCGACAUGGCGAGCGAGCUCUCCUACAGCACGCAGCAGGAGCAGCUGGACCUGCUGGGCCGCGUGCUGCAAGCGGACACCGCGGAAGCCGGCGAGGAGCGCCUCGGCGAGGACCUGGACGACAUCGAGCGCUACCGCGCGCGCCGCAGCGUCGGGAACAUGCGCGCGCUCUCGGGGGCGGACGGGAUGGUUUACAUGGAGUACAGCACGGGUCAGCCGCGUCCCAUGGGGGGACGGGGCCGAGGGCGGAUUCCGCAAGCCAGCCGCCAUAGAAUCUUCAGAAAUCGUUAUGGUGCAAGCCGACGGUAGUUGUCAUGUAACAUAUGCGUGGCCUUUGAACGCCCACGUUUGUACCCUUGGUUGUUUGUCCAUAGUCCUUGCUCAUCCUUCGCAAAUGAGCUCCAAUCCCGGUU
Messenger RNA from Klebsormidium nitens, 2657 nucleotides. The record is from the annotation of a GenBank genome assembly. Lineage: Eukaryota; Viridiplantae; Streptophyta; Klebsormidiophyceae; Klebsormidiales; Klebsormidiaceae.